Tachyglossus aculeatus (Australian echidna) is the source of this 1467-nucleotide messenger RNA. RefSeq names its product sperm associated antigen 4 (gene SPAG4). NCBI's taxonomy places the organism in Eukaryota, Metazoa, Chordata, Mammalia, Monotremata, Tachyglossidae. Gene Ontology annotation, biological process: nuclear envelope organization. The record is from RefSeq and is a predicted model, not a curated record. The coding region runs from base 82 to 1467 and encodes 461 amino acids. The transcript has 14 exons. Gene Ontology annotation, molecular function: protein-membrane adaptor activity. Gene Ontology annotation, cellular component: meiotic nuclear membrane microtubule tethering complex; nuclear envelope.
GGGGUCCCCGAGGGUCGGGGGGUUCGUAGGCGUGCGGGGGGCUCAAUCUCGGGGGGCUUCUCCCCAUCCCCGCCAGCCAGGAUGAGGCGGGGCCCCCGGCCCGGCUCGGCGGCCCCCUCCCACAAACCCAACCCCGCUUUCUUCAGCGACCACAGCAACAGCUCCGAGAGCGGCACGUCGGUGGACAGCGGAUCCCAGAGGAGCCGGCCCGGCGCCGCGGCCUGGAAGCUCAACUCGGACUCCUUGUCCGGCGCGGGCCAGCCCAGGCCCACGGACGAGGCCUGCUCCUCCCUCGGCCACUGCCCGGACCCUCGCGGUUUCCUCAGCAACCCGGAGCAGGCCGCGCCCGGGGCCCCCGGCGGGCCCAGCGCCCCGCUGCCCCCCAAGAACUUGAAAAGCCACCUGAGGCGGGCGGCGAGCGGUUUCCCGCGGGCGCUAGGCGGCGCCCUGGUCCGGCUGAGCAGGGCAGUGCAGUCCCUACGCUGCGGCCUCACCGUCUUCACGCUCCUGGGCAUCGUCCUGGCAGCCAACUAUUGCGGGGUCCUGGACUGGCUCCCCAAGCCGGGCCAGGAGUCGGACGACUUUCUGAGCCUGAGCGAAUACCACCGCAACGUGCGUUCCCACGGGCAGCAGCUGAAGCUGCUCCGGGCCGAGCUGGCCCGGCUGCACGGCGAGGUCACCACCCUGCGGGCGGCCAACACGCAGCAAGUGGCCAAACUGGUGUUCCAGCAGCUGAACGAAGACGUGGUGAGGAAACCGGACUUCGCACUCAGCUCCGUGGGCGCCUCCAUUGACCUGGACAGGACGUCUCAGGACUACGAGGACGGCUUGGCCACCUAUUUCUGGAACCGCCUCAGCUUCUGGAACUACGCCAAGUCACCCAGCGUCAUCCUGGAGCCGGACGUGUUUCCCGGGAACUGCUGGGCCUUCCGGGGGGCCCGGGGCCACGUGGUCAUCCGCCUGCCGGGCCGGGUCCAGCUGAGCGACAUCACCCUGCAACACCCCCCGCCCAGCGUGGCCCACAGGGGCAGCACGGCCAGCGCGCCCCGCGACUUCGUCGUCUACGGGCUCCUCCCGGGUGAUCACAAGGAGGUUUUCCUGGGAAGGUUCACCUUCGACGUGGAGAAGUCCGAGCUCCAGACCUUCCACUUGCAGAACCAGCCUCCCGCGGCUUUCCCCAAGGUGAAGGUCCAGAUCCUCAGCAACUGGGGGCACCCGCGCUUCACCUGCCUGUACCGCGUGCGGGCGCACGGCACGCGGGUGGCGGAGGGCGAGGGCGACGCCGCCGCAGCGGGCCCCGAGGGCCCGGCUGUGGGCGAGCAGGAGGCGGCGGGGCAGGGUGUUGACCCCCAUGCUCACCCCUCCAUCCUGGGCACCGAGGCCCUCCCUCCCCGGAGUAGAGCGCCCCUGCCCAUCCCUACUCCUGUUCCCUCCUUGGCUCCGCGCAGGACGCCCUUGGCACCCUAA